CACUAUAGUUAAGAAAUGCUAGCGGUUCUAAGGCCGUUUGCUUCAUAGGUGGCACCCAGUGCCAGCGCAUGGACGUGUUCGUUUUCCAAACAUGCUUUUUUUAUACAACACACUACUAGCCCUUACCAUCGACGAUCCGCAUUCAAAAAUAACGAUGCCAUGUGAAUUGCAGGGUGUUCGCAAAAAUCGUCACCUCCAUCUUCACAUAUCGCAGCUACCACCAACGUACACUCAGCGCUGACAUAUAUUUAUCAAUAGAAAAGACACCAUGCUCCUUCCUCACUUUCUCCAUUUUGUCCUUGCACUCAGCAGGUCAGAAGGCAUAAUUCUCUGCUUCCAAACCACAGCAUAGGCAAAUACCAUUCUAGCCCGUCUCACCAAGACGUUACUCUAAGCAUCAGACUUAUCGACUAGACCCCUAGUCCCGUCUCAUCGUUCAAUGUCAGCUGGCCCUCCACCAGGCCACCCCUGGCCUGUCAACGUCGGCAACAACCCCAACAUCAAUCGCGACCCCCCACCACCCCCGAUUCACGGCUUUGGGGGUCCCAUCCCCCAGGCCCCUCUUGCACCUGUACCUGCAGCCGCUCCCAGCGCACCAGCGGUGGCGGCAGGACCAGCCCAAGUCGUCGUCGAGCAACAACACCACCAUAACCCCAUCUACGGGCCCCCCUUACCCAUAGGCAUAGGUGCGUUUCCGCCCGUCCUCCCUCAUCCCCUGGGCCUCAUGGAUCCCUUCCUCCUAGGCGGCGGCCCCCUCGCCCCCAUUCGAACCGGCAACUUCCUUCCCAACGCUCAGUACGGCAUAGGUUUCGGUCUGCACGCCACAGGCGUAGCUUUUCCGCCCCCGCCACCCAGCGCCAUGGCAGGCGUGCUGCAACCUUUUGCCGCGCCCGCGCCUCUUUGGAAUCCCACCGCCGCCGGGUUGGCGUUUGGAAACGUUCCUGCUGCAGGCGUCGCAGUAGUAGUACCUCCGCUGAUGAACGUAAUGGGUGCUGGGGGAGCUGCGACACAGCAUCAUCGUCCCGCGCCGCUCUUCCACGAUGGAAAUAACGGGCAUCACGCGCAGCCCGCACAGGCAGAUGUAUCACAGAUUGCCGGUGGGAUUCCUCCGGGAGUCAUGCUCGUUGAGUCCGCCGAGCAUACGAUUUUCAUGCGCAUCACGGGCAACGUUUGUCCGUGGUUGUCGCCUGGUGCGUCGUUUGGGAUUGAGCAGCUGGCGGCGGCUAGUACGACUGGGCUAAAUCGCCUCAUUCAGAUUUGUCAUGAUGGGGUUCCCGAGGAGGAGCUCGAGGGCACGGCUAUUACUGAGUGCAUUGAGCUGGGGAAUGGGCUGUGGGAAAAAGGCCAGACGUUUAGGUAUAAUGAUGCUGUGUCCAAGGUGCUGACGCUGAAGGAUGCCGGCUGGGAUAAUACGAGGAAUAGGGUUGGAGGAAAUUCGCUGCAUCUGUGGGGUCAUAGGGUCUAAUCACGGUAUUACACACGUGCAGGGUAGGGGUGUUUAGCGUGGGUUCUUGUUUAUGUUCGAGGCGAUUGGGGUUUACUGUGGUGUCAUCUCUUUUUGCUUGUACGCGGAUAGUAUCUUUGUGUAUAUUAUGGUUACC
This is a messenger RNA of Bipolaris sorokiniana ND90Pr, 1601 nucleotides long. RefSeq lists its product as uncharacterized. The record is from RefSeq and is a predicted model, not a curated record. The transcript has a single exon. Bases 440 to 1465 code for a protein of 341 amino acids. NCBI's taxonomy places the organism in Eukaryota, Fungi, Ascomycota, Dothideomycetes, Pleosporales, Pleosporaceae.